CAUGAGACUAACCUAGAAACAAAAUAAAGGUGGGAUAAUGAGCGGAAAAGGAGAUUUUCUCAAGAUUUCUGAAUGAAAACUUAUCUGAAAAGUUUGGAAUUUUGUUAAUCGAACAUCAGUUGAGGCAAAGGUGUUAUAAAAUUUAGAGUCAGUGCGAAAAAAAUCCGUUCACUUAGGAAUUUUGACAGUGACAUCAGUGUGAAAGUGCGGGAAAGUUUCCCGGUAUAAAUCCGGUUCGAUCAGUUGGAAAAGGCUCAUUUUCCAAGGGAAAUUGAUUAUUUUGGCCAAAUGGGGGAACAUAUUCAGCAUGAUUAGUGUGACCGUGAAACUUUGUGAGCAAAGUGGUUUUAUCAAUCAGUAAUUGGCUUCGAAUAGUGAUAUUCGAUUACGUGUCUACUUUAUAUGGCCUUUAAUUUUUGGCGGGAGACCGUUUUUCAAAGCUAAAUUUCAACUACUUCCGGACAUUGGAGCUCGAAGAAAGUUAUAUUUUCGUGUUGCGGCUGAAGAGCACUAUCCAGUGAUGUGAAAAAAGUGGCAAUUUUCCGAGAUUUUCCUGAAAAGUUUACGCGCCAAAAUUGACCUAACUUCACAAGUGAACAUCUUCCUCUUUUUACAUUCUUCGAGAGCUGCGCAAGCAGCUUAGCGGUUCAUCGGAGAAGAAGAGGUGAAAACUCAUUUGGUGCUAGAACUUCGAACGUGUUGCCUCGUUGAAGUGGAAUUGUGCGGAAGCUUUCGGAGCAAGUGCGUGGACGGAUUAAGCCGGUUUGGUGGAAAAACGGUUCCCAAGUUAGGGCACUAUCCUAAUCCGUAGGAAUUUGCACUGCCAGUGGCCUACCUCGAGCCUGAAACCCGAAAAUUCGAGGGUAGUUCCCGUGCGGGAACACGGAAUUUUACCGGGAAUAAGAAGUACCUACGCUUGAGUCGAGCAUCAGCAGCGGGAGAAACCGCCUCGGGAGUUGUCCGGCCAGGAAAAGCAGUCCGCGUUGUGCUCAUGUAAAAGUGGAUUACUAUACUGAACCAGACAGUAGUUCCGGGGUUAGGCGUUUGGUGGAAACGGUCCAAGCGAGCGCCCCGGCCUUAUCGUAGAGGUGUUGGCCACUCGAAGGAGUAAGCAGUGAAUCCGAGAUCCGUGGACGAUGGAUUUGUAUAGUUCCGAAGAUGCCAGCAGAUCGUCAACGUCGGAGAUUACAGAGCCACGAAGCAGAAACAGCCGGAAGCGGAAAUACACUUCGGACGAUGCGGACAUAGAAAACCAGCGACCCAGCAAAAGGCAUGGAGGUGACCGGCGACUAUCCCCAAUCGCAGCCUCCUCGGCUCCGUCGGUGCCGAUUCCGAGCGUGGCCAGCUCGGCAGCUUCCAGCAAUAGUGUACCCAGCAUCAACAUUGGCAGUAGUGAAUACACCUCGGACACGCAAAGUUCGUCGGAUUGCUACUCCACGACGGCGGAUUUCGAGCUCUACCCGCUGGUUAGUCCGCCCUCCGUCAACAGCAUCAUCCUCAGCCCAUCAUGUGAAGUAUCACACGGCAGUUGGCACACCAAGGGUGACACAACGCCGCAUGCCAAUAGGAAGUCAUCAUCUCACAGCAAUCAGCAGCAGCAGCGGCACAAUGAGAAUAGUAACAAUAGUAGUAGUAAAUCGUCGUCCAAUGUACCACCCGCCCUUUCGUGUUGUGUCACUCCUUCGUCCGAUUUGCGAUCCUGCCCACUGCCACGGUUCGCCUGGGCAGACUCCAAUCAGGUGUGGAAGCUCAUGUGUCGGAAGGACGAAAAGGCAUCACUCGAGCGGGAGCCCAACAUGUUCGACCAACAUCCAGGUCUCCAACCACGAAUGCGUGCAAUCCUACUAGACUGGCUGAUCGAGGUGUGUGAAGUGUACAAACUACACCGGGAAACGUACUAUCUGGCAGUUGACUACAUCGAUCGGUUUCUCAGCCGAAAGAAGGAACAGAAGAAAACUCAUCUCCAGCUCCUGGGAAUAACGGCUUUGUUCGUCGCGGCAAAGGUCGAAGAAAUCUACCCCCCCAAAAUUGGCGAGUUUGCCUACGUCACAGACGGUGCCUGCUCCGAAGAUGACAUUCUUCGGGAGGAACUGCUCCUGCUGAGUGAGCUCCAGUGGAGUAUCAAUCCGGUGACGGUGAUGGGCUGGCUCGGAACGUACAUGCAAGUCAACGUAACCAGCCGGCAGAUGGAAAUGAUGCACCCGCAUUCCGUUGGAGCCUGCCGGAAGCAACAAACCACACCCUCGAAGCCACAGUUAGAUGAAUCCUUCGUUUAUCCGCAAUUUUCCGGUAUGGAAUUUGCGCAAACUGCUCAACUAAUUGAUCUUUGUUCGCUGGACGUCGGACUGGCGAACUUUCCCUACUCUGUGAUUGCCGCGGCUGCAGUUAGUCAUACUUUCGAUAGAAAAACCGCUACCAGUGUGUCCGGUUUGGACUGGGAUGCGAUUGCCCCGUGCGCCAAGUGGAUGGAACCGUACUUUCUAGUGAUUUGCGACGAGAAUGAAGUUUCUCCGCUCGCGCUACUCGAGUCCAACGAACAGGUGAAGGGCAGCUUCGGCUUGGCACACGUUUGCCCCAACCUGGUGUCGGACAGUUCUCACAUCAUUCAAACACACAGUACCUCAUUGGAUAUGUUCGAUCGGGCGUCUCUCCGCCGGGAGCAUCUCGAGGUGGUGGCCUGUAUCAUACAACAGGAAGCGUCACCUGCGCCACUACUGGACCCUGAGGGUCUAUUAACUCCACCGGCCUCCAGCCGGAAAUCGCUUGAUGCAAACAAUCCUCUCGAGGUGACAAAUAAACUGGUGAACAAGACUUAAUAGUUCGUAGGUCCCAACUACUUGUAAGCUCUAAUGAUAUUUUAAACAGUACCAAAAUUUCUUAUAAACGUUCCACUAGUGCGAGAUACAUUGUACGGAACUGCAUCGACGAUAGAUUGAUAGGAGCCGUAACUUUUCUUACCUAAUAGCAAUCUACCGUCGGUUCACAUACUCUAGAGCAGGUAUAUGUUUAAAUUCAUGAUAAUUCAUAAAAAAAACUCGUUGACUUCAAAUGUACAUAUUUAUUGCAGCAAUAAUUCAUUCAAGUAUUACAAUUCAUACUGCCUUACCAUACAAUAUAGUACAAAACUCGUACGUUGAAUUUUCCCUAACAAUCCUGAUCCAAAUUAAUACUUAACUACCCAUCAAAUUCCCAUUAACAGCUAACACCUCUCAAAGAACUUCUAACAAUUUAACACGAUACUCCCUCAAAAUGCAUUCCCUCUCCAACUUACCAAGUGAACUUAACCAUCUCGAUGCUUGUCCCAGUAAUCAAUUAACAUGGAACCCCCAAAUACUAACAACUAACACUCUCUAAUUUUCCUUCCCUUGGAAAACUCUCAACGUGAGUGAUAAAUGAUGGGAUAAUAUCCAACCAUCAAGAGAAUAAAGCGCUAUUGCCCGUAAUACCGAAAAAUAAUCUCUGACCGAUGACUCUUGACUUGAACAGGGUGUGAACAUUGUACAUAAUGUAUGGAAGAAGGCGCGUGUAUCCUUGUAGUAGAUUCGAACGUUAUUGAAAGAGAAUAAAGACGCUUAUUAAAUUAACUGUUAUCGGAAA
This is a messenger RNA of Aedes aegypti (yellow fever mosquito), 3597 nucleotides long. RefSeq names its product G1/S-specific cyclin-E. NCBI's taxonomy places the organism in Eukaryota, Metazoa, Arthropoda, Insecta, Diptera, Culicidae. The record is from RefSeq and is a predicted model, not a curated record. Gene Ontology annotation, cellular component: nucleus; centrosome; cyclin E1-CDK2 complex. Bases 1137 to 2816 code for a protein of 559 amino acids. The transcript is spliced from 8 exons. Gene Ontology annotation, molecular function: cyclin-dependent protein serine/threonine kinase regulator activity. Gene Ontology annotation, biological process: regulation of cyclin-dependent protein serine/threonine kinase activity; G1/S transition of mitotic cell cycle.